UAUUUAAUUUAAACUAUUUUAAAAGGUAUUAUAUGAUAAAGCAUUGAAGUGACCUUCAAAUAGCAUCCCUCAGAACUGUUUUUUUCUCUCCAGUUCUUAAGUUAAUGUGGUGGUAAUCUCUCUUUUUGUCUUAAAGUAAACAUUACCUUUCAAGUAGUAUAAUUGCUGUCUUUUUGUUUAAAAAACCCUGUUCUUCCUGGGGUCUUUGACAACAAUAAAUGUAGUCAUCAGCUAGUAUAGUUAUUCCCUUUUGUGUUUAAAUUAUUUGAGAGUGAGGAUUCUUUCUGGGAUUUUUGGUCUCCACCCAGUAUCAAUGACUGACGCUACCCUGUAGUACUUAAAUCACUGGAUGAUAGAAAGCAUCUUUGUCUUCCAAGAGGAAAGGAUUUAAAAAACAGAUUGUGUAAUAUGUACCUAGUACCUAUUUUACACUGUGAUUAAAUACUUAGGGUUGAAUAGGAUAAAAUAUAUAUUUAAAACAUUGCUCUCAGUGUCAGGACACUUACAUAUUCUGUAAGCAUUUUAUUUUUUAGGAAACAUUCUUUAAUAAAUACUCUGUGAAUGUUUAUUAAUGGCACUCAGACAAGAUAAAAAUAAUUAUUUUAGGAGAAUUUAGAUUAAAAGCGGGAGAGUAAUUAUUGUGUAGUAUUAGAACUAUGACUGGCAGUUUGAUGGACUGAAGGAGAGAAGGAUGGUCUCUAGUAAAUCAGUAACAACCCCUUCAGCUUCAGCAAUAGUGCUAAUUAUUUUUUUUAAAUAGAGCCUCUAGGAUCAAACGUUUUAUGCACAGUAACAUAUCUAAUUUAAAAGUGUAAAUUAGGACUUCCCUGGUGGUCCAUUUGUUAAGAUGCCUCACUUCCAAUGCAGGGGCAAGGGUUUGAUCCCUGGUCAGGGAACUAAGAUCCCAUGCUGCACGGCAUGGCCAAGAAUCUUUUUAAAAAGUGUAAAUUAGUAACUUUUUUGGAGGGGGGGGGUGAUGAGGAAGUGUUUGGAAGUUGGCCUGAGAAAUGAAACUACUCUUUUGCUGGUAAAUUGUAUAUAUUUUUUAGUGCUUGAGUGUAUUGGUCAGAACAUAUCGUCGUAUACUCUUUAAGGGAAUUUGGGUAAGGGCAUAGUUUAAAAACACCUAGAGAGAACAUUCUGGCUUAUGGAUUAGAUUGCAUUAGUAAACAGGAGAACAAAUUGGUGAAUAUGAGUUAACAAAAAUUUUGAAUAAGAAAUUUACCCACAUGCAUUUAUUUGGAUGUUAAUAAUUUAAUUUUUUAAAGUUUGUUUUAAAACAUUGCUUAUAGUAGCAUGUAAACCUAUGUUGGGUGGGAAAAGUACAAAUGGGAAAUUAGAACUGUUUUAAACAUGUAAAUUAAAUGAUCGACCCUACAAUUUUGGUUUUUUUGGUUUUUUUGUUUUGUUUUUAUUUUUGUUUUUUGGUAAAGUAAUCUGGAUUGCUUAUUUUAUAUGCUGGGAUGCUAGUUGUUUUUUCUAUUAAUACACUUAACUUGCAUUCUAGCUUCGCCAUUCAGAGACAGGCAUCGUGUGGUGGGUUGUGUGACAGUGUCUGUCAAUAGUGAAGACAAAUAGUGCCAGAGACAUUUAACCCAUCCAAUCUCACCCAGGGUAUAGGAUUUGCCUCUGAAGCAGGGAGUGUCUGCAUUAAAAAUGACCUGUAGUUCUCUGCUUCAUAGAUGCUUCUUCAGCUCCCUCCUCUUCCUCCAUGGGCGGUGCUUGCAGCUCCUUUACCACCUCUUCCAGCCCUACCAUUUAUUCUACCUCAGUCACCGACAGCAAGGCUAUGCAAGUGGAGAGCUGCUCCUCAGCCUUGGGGGUAAGUAACCGAGGGGUAAGUGAAAAGCAGUUAACCAGUAACACAGUUCAGCAGCAUCCAUCAACACCGAAGAGGCACACAGUCUUGUACAUCUCACCACCACCUGAGGACUUGCUGGAUAACAGUCGGAUGUCCUGCCAGGAUGAGGGGUGUGGAUUGGAAUCUGAGCAGAGCUGCAGUAUGUGGAUGGAGGAUUCCCCCUCCAACUUCAGUAACAUGAGCACCAGUUCCUACAAUGAUAACACUGAGGUACCUCGUAAAUCACGAAAACGAAAUCCAAAGCAGAGGCCGGGGGUCAAACGACGAGAUUGUGAAGAGUCUAAUAUGGAUAUAUUUGAUGCCGACAGUGCCAAAGCACCUCACUAUGUGCUUUCUCAGCUUACCACGGACAACAAAGGCAACUCAAAAGCAGGAAAUGGAACAUUGGAAAACCAAAAAGGAACUGGAGUAAAGAAGAGCCCUAUGUUGUGCGGACAGUAUCCUGUUAAAAGUGAGGGAAAGGAGCUGAAGAUAGUUGUACAACCUGAGACCCAGCACAGAGCUCGGUACCUAACUGAGGGUAGUCGUGGCUCAGUAAAGGACAGAACACAGCAAGGCUUUCCUACAGUAAAGCUGGAAGGCCAUAAUGAGCCAGUAGUGUUGCAGGUGUUUGUGGGCAAUGACUCUGGUCGAGUGAAACCACAUGGAUUUUAUCAGGCCUGCAGGGUAACUGGGCGAAAUACAACUCCCUGCAAAGAAGUGGACAUUGAAGGCACUACUGUUAUAGAAGUCGGCCUUGAUCCGAGCAACAAUAUGACACUGGCGGUGGACUGCGUAGGGAUAUUGAAAUUGAGGAAUGCUGAUGUUGAAGCCAGAAUAGGAAUUGCUGGUUCCAAGAAAAAAAGCACUCGUGCCAGAUUGGUUUUUCGAGUUAAUAUCACAAGGAAAGAUGGCUCCACUUUGACACUGCAAACACCCUCUUCUCCGAUUUUAUGUACUCAGCCAGCAGGAGUGCCAGAAAUCUUAAAGAAGAGCUUACAUAGCUGUUCAGUGAAAGGAGAGGAAGAAGUAUUUUUAAUCGGCAAGAACUUUCUGAAAGGAACUAAAGUUAUUUUCCAAGAAAAUGUUUCUGAUGAAAACUCUUGGAAGUCAGAAGCUGAAAUCGACAUGGAAUUAUUUCAUCAGAAUCAUCUUAUUGUGAAGGUUCCCCCAUAUCAUGACCAACAUAUAACUUUGCCAGUAUCAGUGGGAAUAUACGUAGUGACCAAUGCUGGAAGAUCUCAUGAUGUUCAGCCAUUCACUUACACUCCAGACCCAGCAGCAGCUGCUGCUUUGAAUGUAAACGUGAAGAAGGAAAUAUCUAGUCCGGCAAGACCUUGCUCUUUCGAAGAGGCCAUGAAAGCAAUGAAAACUGCUGGAUGUAACUUAGAUAAGGUAAAUAUUCUUCCUAAUGCUCUGAUCACUCCACUCAUAUCAAGCAGUGUGAUUAAGAGUGAAGAUGUUACUCCAAUGGAAGUAACAGCAGAGAAAAGAUCUUCCCCUAUUUUUAAGACUACAAAGACAGUUGGAUCCACUCAACAAACAUUAGAAAAUAUCUCUAACAUAGCAGGAAAUGGGUCUUUUUCAUCAUCAUCAUCAUCUUCCCACUUACCUUCUGAAAACGAAAAGCAACAACAGAUUCAGCCCAAGGCAUACAACCCAGAGACCCUGACAACUAUCCAAACACAGGACAUUUCACAGCCUGGUACCUUUCCAGCAGUUUCUGCUUCUAGUCAGCUGCCCAACAGUGAUGCACUACUGCAGCAGGCUACACAGUUUCAGACAAGAGAAACUCAGUCUAGAGAGGUAUUACAGUCAGAUGGUACAGUGGUUAAUUUGUCACACCUGACUGAGGCAUCACAGCAACAGCAGCAGUCACCACUACAAGAACAAGCACAGACUUUACAGCAGCAGAUUUCAUCAAAUAUUUUCCCAUCACCAAAUAGUGUGAGUCAGCAGCUACAGAAUACAAUUCAACAGCUGCAGGCAGGAAGUUUUACAGGCAGUACUACUAGUGGCAGCAAUGGAAAUGUUGACUUGGUCCAACAAGUUUUAGAGGCACAACAACAGUUAUCUUCAGUUUUAUUUUCUGCUCCAGAUGGUAAUGAGAAUGUUCAAGAACAGCUUAGUGCAGACAUUUUUCAACAAGUCAGUCAAAUUCAAAAUAGCGUAAGCCCUGGAAUGUUUUCCUCAACAGAGCCAGCAGUCCAUACCAGACCAGAUAAUUUAAUAGCUGGAAGAGCUGAAAGUGUUCACCCACAGAAUGAAAACACAUUAUCUAAUCAACAACAGCAACAACAGCAACAGCAAGUGAUGGAAUCAUCAGCUGCAAUGGUGAUAGAGAUGCAACAGAGUAUCUGCCAGGCAGCUGCCCAGAUUCAGUCAGAGCUAUUUCCUUCAACUGCUUCAGCAAAUGGAAACCUUCAGCAGUCUCCAGUUUACCAGCAGACUUCUCAUAUGAUGAGUGCGUUAUCAGCCAAUGAGGACAUGCAAAUGCAAUGUGAAUUGUUUUCUUCUCCUCCUGCAGUUUCUGGAAAUGAAACUGCUACAACCACCACACAGCAGGUUGCAACUCCUGGCACUACCAUGUUUCAGACAUCAAGUUCAGCAGAUGGAGAAGAAACUGGAACACAAGCAAAACAGAUUCAGAACAGUGUCUUUCAGACCAUGGUCCAAAUGCAACAUAGUGGAGAGAGUCAACCUCAAGUUAGCCUUUUUUCAUCUACGAAAAGUAUGAUAAGUGUUCAAAAUAAUGGUACUCAGCAGCAAGGUAAUGGUUUAUUCCAGCAAGGUAAUGAGAUGAUGUCACUCCAAUCAGGGAAUUUUUUGCAGCAGUCUUCUCAAUCACAGGCUCAACUCUUUCAUCCUCAGAAUCCUAUUGCUGAUGCUCAGAACCUUUCACAGGAAACUCAAGGUUCUAUUUUUCAUAGUCCAAGUCCUAUUGUCCACAGUCAGACUUCUACAACCUCCUCUGAACCAAUGCAGCCUCCAAUGUUUCACUCUCAAAAUACCAUGGCUGUGCUACAGGGCUCUUCUGUUCCUCAAGACCAGCAGUCAGCCAACAUAUUUCUUUCCCAGAGUCCAAUGAAUAAUCUUCAAACUAACACAGUAGCCCAAGAAGAACAGAUUUCAUUUUUUGCAGCUCAGAAUUCAAUUUCUCCACUUCAGUCAACAUCAAACACUGAGCAGCAAGCUGCAUUCCAACAGCAGGCUCCAAUAUCACACAUCCAGACCCCUAUGCUUUCCCAAGAACAGGCACAACCCUCCCAGCAAGGUCUGUUUCAGCCUCAGGUUUCCCUGGGCUCCCUUCCUCCUAAUCCAAUGCCUCAAAACCAACAAGGAACAAUCUUCCAGUCACAGCACUCAAUGGUUGCCAUCCAGAGUAACUCUGCAUCCCAGGAGCAGCAGCAGCAGCAACAGCAGCAGCAGCAGCAGCAGCAGCAGCAGCAGCAACAGCAGAGCAUCUUAUUCAGCAAUCAGAAUACCAUGGCUCCAAUGGCAUCUCAAAAGCAGCCACCACCAAACAUGAUAUUCAACCCAAGUCACAAUCCAAUGGCUAAUCAAGAGCAGCAGAACCAGUCAAUUUUUCAUCAACAAAAUAAUAUGGCCCCAAUGAAUCAAGAACAGCAGCCCAUGCAAUUUCAGAACCAGCCCACAGUUUCCUCACUUCAGAACCCAGGUCCUGCCCAGUCCGAAUCAUCACAGACCUCCUUGUUCCAUAGCUCUCCUCAGAUUCAGUUGGUCCAAGGGUCACCCAGUUCUCAAGAGCAGCAAGUAACACUCUUCCUUUCUCCAGCAUCCAUGUCUGCAUUGCAGAACAGUAUAAACCAACAAGACAUGCAACAGUCUCCCCUUUAUUCCCCUCAGAACAACAUGCCUGGAAUCCAGGGAGCCACAUCUUCACCUCAACCACAGGCUACUUUAUUUCACAACACUACAGGAGGCACAAUGAACCAACUACAAAAUUCUCCUGGCUCUUCUCAGCAGACUUCAGGAAUGUUCUUAUUUGGCAUUCAAAAUAACUGUAGUCAGCUUUUAACUUCUGGACCAGCUACAUUGCCAGAUCAGUUGAUGGCCAUAAGUCAGCCAGGCCAACCGCAAAACGAGGGCCAACCACCUGUGACAACACUUCUUUCUCAGCAAAUGCCAGAGAAUUCUCCAUUGGCAUCCUCUAUAAACACCAAUCAGAACAUUGAAAAGAUUGAUUUGCUUGUUUCAUUGCAAAACCAAGGGAACAACUUAACUGGCUCCUUUUAACUGGAUAUAAAUUCCAUGAAGAAAAUCCUGAUUUCAAGAUACCCUGAGAUCUUGUGAUUCCAUGAGGAUUAUUGAACUGUUACUUUAAAAAGAAAACAAAAUAUGAAAAACUGUGAUUGAAUAAAUGGAUGGAUUUUACUCUGACUGCAAAAGAGCACACCUGUGCUGCCUAUUGCAGUGAUUAACCACCAUUGUUAACACCUUUUUAUUUUAUAUUCCUAAUAACAGUGAUGACUGAGAAUCUAUUUGAGUUUCCAGCUGACAGAAUUAAUUGUUGCUAUUUUCCUAGGCAUUAUUUCUUUAAAAGUACAGUUUAAAUUGAUAAGCUGGAUCACUCAGUUAUUAUUGCUAUUAGAAAAUAAUUCAUGUUUCAUGUUUACUUUUGUUCUUCAUUCAGAUUUUCUUUCCUGCAUUUAGUCAAGUAGUGGCUUUUGAAAAAGGAAAGUUCAAAUCAUAACUUAGGCUGUGAUUUUUCAAUAUAAAAAGCACAGCUAUUGGCCAAAGUGAAGCAGUCUUCAUUCAGUUUUUAUAGAGAAACUGAAGGGGUAACAUUCUGACAGGUAAGCUGUAUUAAGAGCUCUACACAGAUAAGAGGACUCUAUUUAUCACAGACAACACACAAACUGGGAACAGCUGGAAUGCUAUUGAUUUUAUUUUUCAGAGAGUUGUUAAUUCUCUGUGUUUCUGUUAAGGGUUUUAGCCAUAACUGUGCAUAGAAAAAUAUAAACAUCUUGCUCUAUUUAAAAAUGAAGGGGAUAAUAUAUGGUAAAUUAUGUUCUGAUAUCCUCCUACAAUAGUUAAAACUGACAGAGCAAUUCAAGUCUGUUUUCUUCUUAUCCCAGUCUUGAACUGGUAUUCCAUUUUUAUGUUCAGCGAUACUGUUCUUCCCCUCUUCUUCACUUUAUUUUAGACAAUUAGUAAUAUAUUACUAGCUUUGUGAUCCUGUAGUAACUUAAAUGAAAAGACCACUUUGAUCUGGGGUAACCCAGCAACUCCUGCAGCACAGGCCGGGGGGUAUCCUUUCAGGAAUGAGGGGAGCUGACUCCUGAGAAACAAGAAACAAUGCAUUUUUUUUCCAUGAACGGUGCUGUUCUGACGUCUUCAAAUUUUUCCCUCUAAUAGGAAACAGUGUAAAUGUUAAUCUGAAAAAAAAAAAGACAAACUAAAAUUUCUUGAAACAUCACUUCUCCCUGAGCUGCAGUGAGUGUAAUUCACUUGUCACCUCAGUGCUUUACAGUUUGAAGUGGUCACUUAUCUGAUGGUUCCCACAAGCCUUAGGCUUUACAGGGUCAUAUCAUUGACUUAAUAUGAAGAAUUAAUUUGUGUUACAUCUAUACAGAGCAAAAUAACACACUCCAGAACUUGCAGUUGUAGCAUUAGUUAUACAGAUUUGGGUGUUCGCACCACCCAUGGGAUGCCUGCUUCUCUCUACAACCUGUUGUCUGGACACAUGCUUAUGUCUUACUCUCCUUUUGGCAUGUAGAAAGCUGUUAAUACAGUUUAAGGCCAAAUUGUGUGUGGCUUCUAUAUGUAGAUAAGAUGUUUUGGCAUUCUUGUCAGUUUCAUUUAUUUUUUAAGUGUACAAAAAAUAGCCUGUUAAUUGUUUGUUGAAGGCUACAAUUCUGUUUUUUAUUUUUUCUAUCCGAUACAUUUAGCUGAACUUUGUGGAAUUGUGGUGUUGGUUUUGUUUAUACAGUCAGAUUUUUCCCCCUUUUUGUGAUGGUCUUCCUUGGUUCUUUGUGCUCUUCUUUAAUUUGUUUUUUCUCUUUGUUCUCAUUUAUUCUUCCCUCCACCCCCAACCCUUUCUUUCUCUCUCUGAUUGAGAGUCAUUGAAUUAUGUUUUCAGUAGUACAGGCUUCUUGCCGAUAUGAAGGGAACUUUUCAGAAAGAGACCUACUCUGGGUCAUUUAAUUUUGAAUACAGUUUUCAAUCGUUCAAGUUUUGGAUGGUUUAUAUCUAAUGUGUGUUUCAUUUUUUUGGAAAGCUAUAUUUUGUAUUUAGGAAAUGGUAUACUAUUUUGCUAUUUGUACUGAGUGAGUACAUUGGCAUAAAUAUAGAAAUUUAUAUAUAUACAUAUAUAUAAACUAUUCUUUUUUUGCCACACAUUUUUGUGGUAAAUUUGUGAGUUUGUCUGAUGUUCUACCACAACGUGGCGUCUGAUAAAAGUGAGGGGGGGUUUGUUAUGUCUUUAUUGAGUAUUUAAGUAUCUUUUGAAACAAAUGACCUUUUCAUCUGUGGCCAUUCCAUCAGGCGGUUCCUUGAUGUGAUUAGUGGGCUAAAGGCAGCUCACUGUGUGUUCGCUGGAUCUUUCACUCAGCAAAACGUUAGAGUAAGGAAACCCAUCCAGGCAGUUGUGUAAGUUGAGUUUCACAAGAAUGAGCCAUUCAGUCUUUGCUCACUAUAUAUUUAAUAUUUUAUUAUUGUUGUUAUUGUUAUUAUUAAUUGGCUUUCUGUAUUCUAUGCCUUUUAUUUAUAAAGACACUAAAAAAAAACCCAUGUUUGUAAUUUUAAUAACAUUUUCCCCAUCUUGUAAUAUCCAGAGCUACUUUAUAAAUUCUCUAAACCAAAAGCAUUUUCCUCAAUAUAUCUCUCUCUCCCCACCCCAUCACGAAAAUUUACCCAGUAUAGUUCAGGGUAUGAGAAGGACCACACAAUCCAGUGCUCCAGUUUUAAAAUGUAAAACUCUUAACUGCAGAGGGUUGACUCAUGUCAGUAAGCUUAUCCAGUGGUAUAAAAAUAAGAAGUAGAAAUAAAAUGCUGUAAGUUUAUUUCUGAGUUUUCUGAAUUUUUUCCCAAGAGAUUACACAGGAGACUCAGGAAGUCUAUUUGUUCAUCAAGUUCCAGUUAGAAUGUUAACACUGCUGUAUGGAUAAAGUGGUGGCAAGAAGACUGGCUUGGGUGCUGACUUCUGUUAUUUAGCAAGAAGUUUAUCAUUGUAAAAUGCUGAUUGCCAAUGCCAAGUCACCAGGGACCAAUUUUCUGUUUUAUAAUAUCUAAGUUUAGAACAGAACAUACACCUGAACUGUAGUGGUUUGAUUGGAUGGAGGCAGAAAACCCAAUUUUUAUUUUCAUAAGUUUUGUGGUUAUUUGUACAAGGGCUGUGCUAAGAUACCAUAUUCUUAUUCAAUAAUGAUGAUUUUUUUUUUUUUUACAUUGUUAAAUGUUCCUUACCCCUAAAAGGUCAAUGUUAAGUAUAGCAUUCAGAACAUACUAUUUGGUUACAAAAAGUACUCGUCUUCUUAUUGAAGAGUUAGCUUAGUAGUCAGUGGUUGAUACUUGUGCUAAUAAUGCAGUUUCAAGAUUACUGUUACAAGUUAUAUCUACAUAUAGGAGAGACUCCAUGAGCCAACAGAGGCCUUGGAAACAACAACUUAUUAAAUUUACUUAUGGCAGAAGGACCUAAAUAAACUAUAAACCACAUUUUAUUCCUUUUUAUUGUUACAUUCAAUCGUUCUUGCUUUUAGCAACUUACAUUAAUGCUUGGAGCUUACCUGCGUGUCUGCGUGAGUGUGUGCGCACGCGCACAUGUGUGUGUGUGUGUGUGUGUGUGUGUGUUUUAUUCCUUAUUGUCAUUCCAUUAUAUAUCCACACCAACAUGGGAGAAAAUAAUUAGAAGUCAUAUUUUGCUUCUGAGCUUUAUCAUGUUACCUUAUUCUAAUUACAAAUAGAGUAUCAUGUUGUUAUCUAACCAAUGCAAAUCUGUUUUCGCCAGUCUCCCUAGAACAGGUUUUUAAAGGGCUUUGUUUAUUAUAGAAGCAGUAUUAAUGAGGGACCUUCCUUCCUUUCUUUUUUUGUAAUACUGUAUACGCUGUAGUUGGGAAUUUCAUUAUAGUGCAUUUCUUGCCCAUCAGAACCUCAGUUAAUCUGCCUAGGAAAAAUUGUGUCAAAGGGAAUGAGAAAAGAAGUUAUAUUGAGUCCCUCCAGAACUAAGAUAAUAAUUCCUUUUGACCAUUUAAGCCAUUAUAGAGGCUUAUUUUGGAAAAGUGAAGUCUGUUUAGAUGCAUCAGCAAUUAUAGACCAGAAAUUAAAUGCUUUAAUAACCAAAAUCUCAAAUUCAGCAUGGUUUAUAAACAUUCACUAGGAGUAAUUUGAGAAUGUUUCAUCUUUCUGGUGAGAAUUUCUGUUCUAGUAUCUGUUUUCCAGUUGUUUUUUUCCUAAUUAAUUGAAAAUUAUAUGAGACCUAUUAGCUUUACUCUGCUUCAUGACCACAGGCUUCAUCCCUAACCAAGACAGCCACAUUAUAUCUGCAUGCCUUUGGUUAUAUGGAGAGCCUUAAUGAGAGAGAGAGAGAGAGACUGUAUAUAGUUCAUCAGCUUUAGAAUCUCAUAACAUGUAUUAAAAAUGGUUUUCUUCUCUGCUUAUUUGUGUCACUAGAGCUAAAUCAUGAAGAUAAUGUUCAUACUGUAGUAAAUAUCAGAAUAAUACCUAGAAUAUCAUUUGUGAAUUGUCCCAGUACUCUAAUUGCUUCUUUAAUCCCCAUUUGUUUUCGUGUCAUUCUAGGCUCAUUUAUUAAUAAAAUUCUAUUUUUACUCCAUUUUCUCUUUCAGGAAAUUUUUUUAAUUAAUAUUUUAGAUCUAGAUUAAAUGCUAUGGAAAAGUGCCUUUUUACCAUGUUAGUGCCCCUUUCUUAUAAUUUCAUUUUUCACUGUUGCCAAAAACACAUAGCGAAUGACUUUAAUAGUCUCAACUUUCAUUUUUUCUAUUUAGUCAUUUUUUUCUCCAUUUCUUGAUCACCGUAGAAACAACUUCAUAACUUUCUAACACCCUUUGGCAUAAGAGGAACAGAAAAGAUACAUAGCUAGAAUUGUUUCUUUGAAGGAGGCUAAGUAAAAGAUCACAAAAUUAUACUAUUUAGCAUUUAUAGAAAUUAGCUAAAUUUGUCUUCAUCUUGACCAACUAAUAAUAGGUCUUAUCUGAAUGCUAUUGAAAAUUUUACUAUAUGUGAGACUAUGUACACAAAUAUGGAUAGUUAAAUUUCAGAAAGGAAGUGUUUGAAGCACCUUCUCUGAUCUUUAUUAUAAGAUGGGUGAAAAUAAACCACUAACACAUAGUUUAGGUAAAGCUUAGUAAUGUCAAUUUUUCUAACCAUACGGAGUCAAAUAAUUCAUUAUAGUGUACUUCUCGUCCAUCAGAACUUUAGAAAUCUGCCUAUGAAAAAUAGUGUCAAAGGAAAUGAAGUUGUAUCUGAGUCCCUCCAGAACUAAAAUAAUUCCUUGCAGCCAAAUACAGUUGGAUUGAGUAUCCCUCUGUUUUUUGUUAAUUUUGCCUAUGUUCCAGCUCCUUACCAUAGUGGUGGUGCCUGAAGAAAGAGCCAUCAGCAACAAACAGGUCAGGAGAGUAGUAGCUUAGGGAUAGAGCUGCUUUCCCCAUGUGAGUAUUUCUGUGACUGUUAGUGGCACUAAAGACUGCAAACCUUUAUGCAAUAUUCUCAAUACCCUAAUGAUAUUAUGCACUUUAAUCAUUCCAAAGAAGUCAAGAAUGCUGUAUAGUUAUGAUUCCUUCUUGAUGAGUAUAUCUUAACUGUUUAGAAUAUUUAUGUCCCUUUUUAUUUUGGAUAGCCAACUUGGUAUGGAAAUAUUUUCUAAAAAGUAUAGUAGGACUUAAGACUUUGAAAUGUAACUGACUAUAAGGGGAAAUUAUUACACUUCAGAAAAUCAUUUUAGAAACAUUAAAAUGUUCGGCUUUCUAAUGAUAUGUUUGAGAGUUAAUUAAAACCAGCCCUCUUCCUAUAUUUUUUGUUUCAUAUUAAUAGCAUUAUAGUAUAUAGUUUUCUAUAUAUAUAGUAUGUAUAAACCAAUGGUUCUCAAAGUGUGGUCCUCAGCCCACCAGCCAACAUCCGUAUCACCUGGGAACUAGUUAAAAAUGCAAAAUCUUGGGCCUUAUCCCAGACAUAGUGAAUCAGAAACUCUGGAGUGGGACUCAGCAAUCUGUUUUUUAACAAGCCUUUCAGGUGAUUCUGAUACAUGCUAAAGUUUGAGAACCACUGGUGUAAACUGUAUACAGUAAGAUCUAGAAAGGGCUUUUUUUUCCCACUCACACAGACACAGUUAUACAUUGUUUUUAAUGUAAAUUCAAUUUAACCUGGUUAUCUAUAAUCAUUUAUUGGCAAUGAUAAUUUAUUCUCAGUACUGCCUAUAGAAAUACAGUAUAUUUUAUGUACAUAUAAAAUUAGUCUAGUUAUUGAUAAUUCAGUUAGUUUGGCAUUUUCAUACCACUUACUAAAAAGUUUACAUUAAAUGACUGAUUUAAAUAUAUAGGUGCAAUGUUCUGUGUUUAUUUUAACUAUUAUGACAGUUAAGUAGCUAAUACAAUUGACGGGUGCUAAAGUCUCCUGUUUAUCCAUAAAAUGGAUACAUUGUGGGCAGUGAUAAUAAAAGCUUUCUUUUCAUUGCCUCUUACUUUACCAGCAGACCACAAUUUUGGCCCAUCUAGACCAACUCUCAGAACAAAAUUAUUUGUCAUUCCUUAUAUUUACAUUUGUAUCUGAGCUAUUAAACAACAUAGCUAGCCAGGUCAACAAAACAUCUUAUUUAAUUUCUUUUUUUAAUAGAUAAAUCUUCUUUUAAAAUAGCUUGCUUUGUAUGAGAAUUGAUGCACUAGAAAUAUAACUAUCCUUGGAACUUAUGCUUCAGACAAGAUGUUAAACAAGACACUGUAUUAUUUAAUUUGAGCAUUUCUCCCUUCCCAGUUAUAUGCAUCCUGUUAAAUGUAAACUAACCAUAAGAUAAGUAGAUUUAUUCAUUCAUUUUAAUCUCCCUGUAUAAUUCAGUACCUCCAUAAUUGUUGGUGUUUACAAAUCACCAAUUAAUAAACUCAUGUAAGAAAAGUAAACAUUUCAAAAUGAAAAUAAUUGUACACUCACUUUAUGAAAAUCACCACUGCUCUCUUUGCUUAAAACUAGCAGUGGAAAUACAAGUGGCUUACUCUGCAAACUUUGGUGCUGGAAAUACAUAGGCAAGCUGUUGGGAGAUGCUCUAGCUACAUUCCUCCUUUCUUGUUCCCCUUCCCCUCUUCCCCGCUUUAUUGCAUACUGUAUUUGUAUAUCCAAAGCAUUAUACCAUACCACAAUUCUGUUCAACUCCAACUUGUAAUAUUUCCUUUAAAGGCUCUGUGUUUAACCGUAUCACCCUGUUUUGUUUUGUUUUUUUUCCAGAAGUAACUUGCCUGAUUUGAAAUAGUUUGUAUUAUUUUAGCUAACGAACCUCAGGACAGCGCGCACACACACACACACACACACACACACACACACACACAUCUCAGAUGUUUGAGAGUGGCUUUGGAAUCAGACUGUGUCCAAUAAAGAACUGUCCUGCAUGGAAGUGUUUAUGACUUUCAUAGCGACAAACUGAUUCCAAUGAUAUUGAGCUAAUUUCCUUUGAUCUAAUGAACGUAUCUGCUCACCUUGUUCCCUUACAUUGAAUUGAUAAGCUCCAAGUAUUUAUUACUUUUUUUGACAGUUUUUACUGUUUCAUUCAUUUCUUUUACUUAGUCUUUUAAUGAAUAUACUACAGUUAUGUCAUUAACCUGUUCUCAAGUGGUUUAGCUACCAUUCUGCCAUUUAAUUUUUUUAUUUAAUUUUAUUUGCUUGAGCACACUGAUCAACCACUGAACUGCCUUCUUCCAUUGUCCUGCAAUGAUGUAAGUAAGGGUUACAUUUUUGUGUAUAUGGCUUUCAUAGUUGGGAUUUCAGAGCACUGACACCAGAUAUUUUCAGUUUAUUCUCUGAGGGAAUUUCAUUUGCAUCUAUGUUUUUAGCUAUCUGUGAUAACUUGUUAAAUAUUAAAAAGAUAUUUUGCUUCUAUUGGAACAUUUGUAUACUUGCAACUAUAUUUCUGUAAACAGCUGCAGUCAAAAAUAAAACAUUGAAAGUUUUCA
Messenger RNA from Aethalodelphis obliquidens (Pacific white-sided dolphin), 13971 nucleotides. It is a transcript of the gene NFAT5, whose product is annotated as nuclear factor of activated T cells 5. Gene Ontology annotation, cellular component: transcription regulator complex. Lineage: Eukaryota; Metazoa; Chordata; Mammalia; Artiodactyla; Delphinidae. Gene Ontology annotation, molecular function: transcription factor binding; DNA-binding transcription factor activity, RNA polymerase II-specific; RNA polymerase II cis-regulatory region sequence-specific DNA binding. Gene Ontology annotation, biological process: cytokine production; regulation of transcription by RNA polymerase II; calcineurin-NFAT signaling cascade. The coding region runs from base 1712 to 6097 and encodes 1461 amino acids. The record is from RefSeq and is a predicted model, not a curated record. The transcript is spliced from 14 exons.